UUAUUAAUCAGGUAAACUGUUAAUAUCUUUACAAACAAUAGAUUUGUUGACAAAUGGGAAGCAAGAUUGAAUUAGCUAUACUUACCUUAUAUAAUGAGACAACUGAUCUCUUGCAUAGUCACUUAAAAGUACCUAAAGUAAGGAUAGAAGAUUUUGAAUCAUGGCCUUUAACAUUUUACAGAGAUUAUGUUUCAAAAAAUUGUCCUGUUUUAAUCCAAGGGGCUGGAAAUAGUUUUCCUGCUGUGAAAAAAUGGAGCUCGGAAUAUUUUAUGAAAACUAUAUCUGAAAAAGAAGUAACUGUAGCUGUAACACCUAAUGGUUAUGCUGAUGGUUUCAAUUUUAUAAAUAACAAACAAUAUUUUGUGAUGCCUGAAGAAGUAAAUAUGAAAUUUAAAGAUUUCCUUAUACUCCUCGAGCAACCGAAAAAAAAUUAUGUUUGUUAUAUUCAGAAACAAAAUUCAAAUCUCUCGGAAGAUCUUUUAGAGUUACUUCCAGAUAUAGGAAAUGAAAUAAGUUGGGCUUCUACAGCAUUUAAUAAAAAACGUGAUGCUGUGAAUUUCUGGAUGGGUGAUGAGAGAGCCGUUACUAGUAUGCAUAAAGAUCCUUAUGAAAAUAUAUAUUGUGUCAUAGACGGCUAUAAAGAUUUUAUAUUAAUACCACCAACAGAUUUACCAUAUGUGCCUUACGAAGAAUAUCCAGUUAGAAAAUAUAAAAAUAUAACCUGUACAAAUUUUGAAGUCGAACCUGAAAGUGGCAAUGACAAUAUUAUGUGGAUAUCUGUAGAUCCCCUCGAUAGAAAAACUUCGUUGGACAAGUAUCCAAAUUUUAAAAAGGCACACAUUUAUAAUGUUAGAGUAAGUAAAGGAGAUAUGCUUUAUUUACCUAGUUUAUGGUUUCAUCAUGUCCGCCAAAGUCAUAAAUGUAUUGCUGUGAAUUAUUGGUACGAUAUGGACUUUGAUAUUAAAUACUGCUAUUAUAAAAUGUUAGAAAGUUUAUGUAUUAGUAAAUAAAAUUAUUUAAUAUCUGCAAAGCUGUGCAUUUGCUGUUAAUACCAACAUUUUAUAAAUCAAAUCACAUCAGACUAUCAAAUGUCAAAUACAUUACAACUGUUGAUAAGAUUAAAGACACUAGUAAUUUAUUUUGGCAUGUUAAAAAAUUAAGACACUAAAAAUGACUAGGUCACUGUCACAUCAAAAUUAGCAGUAAUUAAUGUUUGCACUUUUAAAUAGAGUUGUAAGAAUUUUACCAUCAACAGAGCUAGAACUUUCAAAAAAGAAUUACAUAACUUUAUACAAAUGGCUCUUUCAGUUCAAACGACAAAUCUUCCAUAUUUUACCUAGGAAAUUUUUGAAACCUCUUGGCUAUAUCAUUCCAUGCAGUACAAUUUUACCAAAACCAGCCAUAGUUACUUUAAUAUCACAAUAUGAUGUCGAAGAAAAUAUAGCUCAACUGAUGACUUUAGCUCGUAUCGCUUUGGAAAGAGGAGAUGUGGAAAGAGCGGAAGCAAUUUUAGAAAUGGGGAUUAAGAUUUGCGAUGAGUAUCAAGCGUACAUUGCAAUGCCUUACAUAUAUGACAUUUUAGCAUCAAUAUUGAUUGCUACAGGCAAUAUAAAGAAAGCAGAAAACUUACUAGUGCAGAUUAUAGAGAAGAUGCUUCAGUUAGGAGUACCAGAAAACGACAGUCAAAUUGUAGAUUUUAAAUUGCGUUUAGCACGAAUUUACAGUUCGUAUGAUGAAAAUGAGUUAGCAGAAAUAGGAUUUAAGAAAUGUUUAGUAGUACAAGAAGCAAAAAUUUUAGACGGUGAUACGUCCACCAAGACGGGUAUGUUGUAUGUCAAUGUCUUAUUCUGGUAUGGAUUACAUAAAAUAAAAAGUGCCAACUACGUCAAAGCAAAGCAGCUCAUCGAUUCCGCUUACAAUUAUUCAAUGAAAAUUAGAGGACUUACCCCUUAUCAAGAAAUGGUGAUUUUGUAUACCCUCGCAGAUUUAAACUUUCAACUUGAAGAUUACGAUAUUGCUCUUCAAAAUAUUCAAAGUGCAAUUCUCUUAGGGAAGGGGAUAGGCAGUUUGGAUUUGCCCAGGUGUUAUUUGAAGCUUGGCAAAAUUUAUAUAAAACUAAGUUCUAACGAUGUAGCUAAACACUGGUUAAAUGAAGCCUACAAACUGGCAACACUUUUUAACGACAGUGAAGUUCUUGAAGAAGUAGAAAUCAUUUUAUCACAAUUACCUGAGAAGAAAGCAACUUUUUUUUGAAAAAAAAUAUGUUUUAUAUUUAACCAAUAAAAUAUACAUUAGAAUUGA
This is a messenger RNA of Anoplophora glabripennis (Asian longhorned beetle), 2301 nucleotides long. It is a transcript of the gene JMJD7, whose product is annotated as jmjC domain-containing protein 7. The record is from RefSeq and is a predicted model, not a curated record. The coding region runs from base 54 to 1010 and encodes 318 amino acids. Gene Ontology annotation, molecular function: 2-oxoglutarate-dependent dioxygenase activity. Lineage: Eukaryota; Metazoa; Arthropoda; Insecta; Coleoptera; Cerambycidae. The transcript is spliced from 5 exons.